AUAUGUCGGCUACUGGACGACAAGAGCGUUUAUACAUACGUCUGGAAUGACAAGGCUGCUUCGCCAUAUCUUCACGGUACUGACAAACUCUGGCUAAGCUUCGAAGAUGUCCGUAGUGUGAAGGCAAAGGCAAAUUACGCCAAGGAACUGAACAUUGCCGGGGUGAUGGUCUACCAUAUUGGUAGGAACUUUUAG
Messenger RNA from Haemonchus placei, 195 nucleotides. The record is from the annotation of a GenBank genome assembly. Lineage: Eukaryota; Metazoa; Nematoda; Chromadorea; Rhabditida; Trichostrongylidae.